Protopterus annectens (West African lungfish) is the source of this 845-nucleotide messenger RNA. RefSeq names its product death-associated protein 1-like. The record is from RefSeq and is a predicted model, not a curated record. Gene Ontology annotation, biological process: negative regulation of autophagy; apoptotic signaling pathway; cellular response to amino acid starvation. Bases 23 to 277 code for a protein of 84 amino acids. Gene Ontology annotation, molecular function: death domain binding. The transcript is spliced from 3 exons. Lineage: Eukaryota; Metazoa; Chordata; Ceratodontiformes; Protopteridae.
UCUCCAAGUUCGAGCAGGUGGAAUGCGGAUUGUUCAGAAACAUCCUCACCUAACAGAGGGCAAAGAGGAAAAGAAAAAUGAAGAUAAAGACAAUGAAGAAUAUGAAACCAGUCCACCACCUAAACCACCUGUGGUCAUCUCUGGUGUCAUUACUAGGGGUGAUAAGGACUUCCCUCCAGCUGCAGCACAAGUGGCACACCAGAAGCCACAUCCAGCUGUAGAGAAGCUCCCCACAGGAUAUCAUAUUAAUCAGUGCAUUCAUCAGCCUCGCAAGUAAGGGGACUGCACAAGGCAAACCAUGAAGUACCGACUACAGUGAAAAGUGUCAGAAACUCUACAAAGUAUGGCUUGUCACACACAAUCCUUUCCUGGGCCAAUAUCACUUGACUUAGUAAUCAAAAUCUCUUAGCAAAUGGUUUCUAAAGGUUUGUAUAAAAUCUACUGCAGAAGUUGAUUGAAAAUAAUUUUGUAUGGUAGUAAGUAAAACUGAAGGAGUACUUUAGUAAUGUAAUGCUGUGUAGAAACAUGAAAUAGGAAGCUUUUUAAAUGCCAAAACACUUUUUUAUGAAAAAAAGAGUUCUGCCAAAGGUGUAAAGCUGUUGUUAUUGUACAGUGGCAGUAUCUAGCCUAACAUAUCUAAUUUGUUUUUAAAUGUAAUCAGCGCAUUUGCAUUAUUUAGACUGUUAUUGUAUAAUUGGCUUACAGUUUGCAUCUGUUUUGACAAAGGUAAUAUGUGGUGAUGUAGUUGAUCUCAUGGCAAUUUAAACCUUGAACAGUGUAAAUGUGUAUUUGGGAAGCAAUAAAUAGGGAUUAUGUUUUAAAUAAAGUAUUACAGAUGUACUAAA